AUGGCUGGCUGCCACUCGCCGUACGGAGCUUCGUCCAUGGCUGCCUUCCAUAGCUGUCACUCGCCAAAUGAAGCUUCCCUGGCUACCGAGGACCGCCUUGAUGCUGUCUUGGCCAACCUUGAUGCCGCUCAACGCCGCCUCGAAUCCUCACUGGAUGCCCUUCUCCUAAGACUGCCUCGGCGACCUGGCCAUCACUACCCUUCUUCCUCCUUACAAUCACCAUCGCCGCUGCCCCCGCCGUUUAAGCCAACUCCGUCACCCACGCUCACCGCACCCACGACCAUGCCAACUUCGCCGCUGCCCCCGCCGCUCGCGAUAGCUCCAUCCUCCUCUGCACAACCACCACCAACAACAGCACCCACGUCAGCUCCAUCCUCCGUCGCACAACCACCACCAACAACAGCACCCACGUCAGCUCCUCCUCCCUUGGCUGUUUCCCACCAUCCCAAACUCAAAAUAGUCGCACCCAUGGUUCCCCGCUUUCAUUCGAUCAACUGUCUCUUCUAG
This is a messenger RNA of Glycine soja, 507 nucleotides long. RefSeq names its product classical arabinogalactan protein 9-like. The transcript has a single exon. Bases 1 to 507 code for a protein of 168 amino acids. The record is from RefSeq and is a predicted model, not a curated record. NCBI's taxonomy places the organism in Eukaryota, Viridiplantae, Streptophyta, Magnoliopsida, Fabales, Fabaceae.